This is a messenger RNA of Exaiptasia diaphana, 3412 nucleotides long. RefSeq names its product glypican-6. The transcript is spliced from 7 exons. The record is from RefSeq and is a predicted model, not a curated record. The coding region runs from base 260 to 1972 and encodes 570 amino acids. NCBI's taxonomy places the organism in Eukaryota, Metazoa, Cnidaria, Anthozoa, Actiniaria, Aiptasiidae. Gene Ontology annotation, cellular component: extracellular region; plasma membrane; synapse. Gene Ontology annotation, biological process: regulation of protein localization to membrane; regulation of signal transduction; cell migration.
GCCCACUACUUUGAGAGCGGUGUUCUUCUGAGCGGUGUGGACUCUCAGAACGUGCGGUUUCAACAACAUACAUUAUCAAUCAAAUUCUAAAUUAUUUCAAUCGAUCAACCAAGACGAUAAAACAACAGCGUGCGUGAACAACCAGCCGAGCUAAGCAUUUCUUGUAGUUGAACGACGCUCUGCCAUCGGAAGGCCAACACUACUCAGGCGACUUGGCCUCCUUGUCAUUUUUCGUUUGCUUUGUCUCGCGUAAUUCAAGAUGGCUACGAUUCUGUUGUUCGUGAGUGUUGUCUUGUGUUCUUUCGUUGCUGUGGAGUCUUCCSCUCCAACYUGUGUCGCCGUGAUGUCCAAAUACAGAGCAAAAGGACUGCUUCAAAGUGAUGUYCCUUCACAGGCAGUCUACGAUUCCAGUCUUAAAGUCUGCUCUUCGAAGGCAACCGGUUGCUGUACAAAGCGAAUGGAAGACAGUUUUUCUUCACUCGCACGAUCAGAAUUUGAAAGUGCUUUAGUGAGUAAGACGAACGAUCUCAAAAACACUUUCGCCAACAGUGCAAAAACUUUCAACGUGUUUUUCACCAACCUCAUCAAGAGUUCUGAGGAAGAUCUUAACUCUAUGUUUGUAAAGACUUAUGGAGAUUUCUACACUCAUCGUUCGAAAGUCUUCAAGGACAUGUUUAAAAGUCUGAAUGAUUAUUACAGUGGCAAAAGCCUUGAUCUGACUCAAGUCAUGAAUGAUUUUUUUGCCAACCUAAUGAGUCAAAUGUUCCAGCUUUUAAAUGCCAAGUACAAGUUCACAGAUUCAUACUUAAAAUGUGUGACCAAACAUAUGGAUGAACUCAAGCCAUUUGGGGACAUGAAGGACAAGUURACUUCACAAGUUAAGCGGUCAUUUGUUGCAGCACGUGCCUUUUAUCAUGGACUAACUAUUGGACAUAGUGUACUUAGACAACUACAAGCCAUCUCAGCUUCAAAAGACUGUGAAAAAGAAAUCAUUAAGUCAUCUUACUGCUCAUGGUGUUUGGGUAAAACAGACUUGAAACCUUGUGAAGGAUUUUGCAAAGAUUCUUACAAAGUAUGUCUGGCUGACUUGAAGGAUUUAAGUCAUGAAUGGGAGACCUUCAUGGCAGCUUUGCUUGAUGUUGCUGGAAAGCUUGAAGGCCCAUUCAGUAUAGAAAAUGUGAUUGACCCAAUUGGAGUGAAAAUAUCCUUUGCUAUCAUGAACUACCAAGACAGACAUGUAAAUGUUGGACAGAAGAUCUUCACUGGCUGUGGAACUCCAAACAUGAAAGCCAAAACAAAGCGAUCCUCUGACAGUGAUUUCUUCAUUGAUGAGCCAAACAAGAGCAAGAUGAAACGUCAAGCUGGUUCAAAGGCACAAGAUCCUCCAUUGCCAAAAUCAGUUCUUGGAAGCCUAACACAGAAGUUUAGAAAUGACGUUAAGAUUGCCAAAGGUUUCUGGCAAAGGUUGCCAUCAUCUAUCUGUGCUUCCCCCACUUCUUUGAAAGACUCUUCGAAGUGCUGGAAUGGAACAGCUAUUGGAAAGUAUACAAGUCCCGGUGUUUCUAUCAACAAUAUCGAUUCAUCUUUAAGCCCUUCAGCGGAUGCCAUCAAUCAUCAAGUCAAUGUACUCAGAACCAUGACAUCAAGACUAAAAUCAGCUUUAGAGGGAGAGGAUGUAAAACUAAUAAAACUCCCCGACGGGAGUGGUGACGGGGAGGAUGAUAGCGGAAGUGGUAGUGGCAGUGGCAGCGGAAGUAGUGGCGACAACAAUGAAAUAACGUUAUCCCCAAGUACCGAGAAGACWAAUACCGAYAGUAAUGAAAUAGACGGAGGUGACAGCAUUCUAGGUGGUGGAGUUGGGAAUAGCAAUGAUGGCAAUGUACUGGGRAACAAGAAAGACAAUAGCAGUACCAGACACUCAACAUCGUUUGCUUUGCUUGUACUGGCGUUAUUGAUUUCAAGAAUAUGGUAAAGAGAGAUCGCUGUAGAUGAUUCUCUUCUCCUUUGUACUGGAGUGAAUUUUUAUUUUCUAAAACAUUAAGAGAAAGCUUCUCAUCGAGGAACGAUUGUAUAUAUACGAAUAUGCGAGUAUCGCGCUCAAACAGGCGAGUACGGAAAGCGAAUGACUGUUGAAACAACGCUGUUGUACAGAAAGAACYGGGAAACGUGUAGUACAGAACGCUUUUCUAUAUCGACAAACCGUGAAGUGGUGGCCAUUGUAUUCCUAGCAGAAGUAUUUGCACGACCAACUAUAAUCUAUGGUUUCAUAGUGUUUUUGUAUCAAGUGUUGAUAAUCUCUACACGAUGGAAAAACAUGGUGGAAACGACACGGAAAUAGCUGUGAACAACCACUGUGAAUGGAGCAGAGGAAAUGUUUUGCACUCAUUGAACAGCUUUUUAUCACUGAUACUCAUAAACCCAUGAAACAGUUAACUAGAUAGGCUAUUCUUUUGUUUUGCAUUUUGUCGUUGAAUUUUACACUCUAAACUGCUGUUUCAAGGCUUUAUGAAGACCGCUCAUGGACAUCACUAAAUUUCGACGUUUUAGCAAAAAGGCCGUUUCAACACUUGAUUGUUAAUCCAAUAAUUUCUUGAAACGACCAUUCUUUUAAAACGUCGAAUUUGACAUAGGCCGAACUUAUAUAUGAACUUUUCARAGAUUACAUGCAUUGCUUUCAAUGCAUCUGCCAUCUUGUACAGCCCUUUGUUGAAACUGACCUACAGGGCAUCAAAUGUGGGGAWUUUUUUAUGAAAAUACUAUAAAAACUGAUUGAAAUUUGAACAUCUACAACUGGAAGUAGUUUCUUGAUAAAUUUGCAAGCGACAAACUUGUGUAAUGUCUAUGCUAGGUUGUUUUUGCAAUGCAAAAGCUAUCGACGGCAUAACCUCAUCCUUUGGAGAUGUUGCUACAGGUUUGCACGAUUUCGUUGCUUGCAUUUCCACACUUCUAUUUCAAGCUCGUUCUUUUUAUUUCCUGCGAGAUCAAUGUCAUUGUUUUUAGAGUUUUUAUUUUUGUUGACUUCACAUGUUUUUUGUUUGAAUUUUUUAUAAAUUGAUAGAACCACCAAGCAAACAGUGCGAAUUUUAGAAAUCAGAAACGCUAUAUAUAAAUAUAUAUUCAUCACAUGGACACAUCUUAUAAUAUGYUAACUUUGAAAAGGAAAAAGUAGAUCUCGAAGUGAUUUACUACGGAAACGAGCGUUAGUUUUGACAUGGUGACGCGAAUAAAAUUCUGGAUCUAUUUCUCUAAAAUGAGUGUUGCAAAACCAUUAGGCUGUCAAGUUGCCAUGUUUUUUUAUGUUAUGUGGUCCAAAGGACCAGUACGUUCUCAUCGUUUGAUUUGAUCGCUAGCAUAACAUAACUGUAGUAUAUCAGAUCUGUACCUAAUUUAUCAUAAAAUACAUUUUAAUUCA